AUGUCUUCCUCUAUAUCGGUACGUAUACCAGAUUGUAAAUUAGGUACUGUUCGUGUUGAUCGAACAGUCGAUAUUUAUCCGACUCCAUUAACAAAUAAUGAAAUUAUUUGUAAUGCAAAAUCAUAUGUUCCUCAAUUGGUAUUACAACGACAAUUAACAACAUUACCAAAGGAAAUUGCUCUUGAAGAUUCUACUGACGAAGGUAAUUUUAUUCCAAGAACAAAAUGGAAUCAUCCUGAUGAUGAUAAUGAUGGUGAUGAUGAUGAUGAAUCUGAUAUUGCUGUUAUUUAUUCAAUUGUACGAUGUGCAUCAACUCGUCGAGCAUCAAUACCAGGAUUAUCAGCUUUGCCACUACUAUCAACAAAUGUGAACAUUCCUCAACCAUAUACCGCUAAAAGUUAUACAUUAGAACAACCAUUAACUCCUAUCGUAACUCAUAUAUCAAAGCAAGCACAAAUAAAAACAUUAACAUCGACACAUAUGACAACGCUGACUCCGACAUCAUCAUCAUCAUCACCACCAGCAACGCCACCACCACCACCAGCAACGCCACCACCACCACCAGCUAGUUCACAACUAACAUUACCAAAUCGUAGUAUUCAAACAUCAACUUCAUUUACAUCACAUGAUCGACCAUCAAUACCAUCCAUUGCUAUAAAACCUCGUCCAUAUUCAUUUCGAAGUACAGGACGUAAUGCUAUUGAACGACAAAUCUCACAUAUAACAGAACGUGUAACACAAUUACAUGAUACAUUUUUUUCACGUUUAUCACAUCCACCUAAUCAACCACGAAAUCGUUCAUUAUCAACUUUUCAUUCAACAAUAACUAAUUUUAAUAUAAAUGAUUCUAAUAUAUUAAAUAAUCGAUUGAUUAGACCUCGACCGAAAUCAGAAACAUAUGAGGAUCAUCAUCGUGUAAAUACAGCUGGUUCUUAUGCUCAAUUAACUCUUCUUGGUCAAUCAAAAGCAAAUCCAAUAUUUCAAACACAAAAAUCCGUUUCCAAUGAAUCACAAAAUGAUCGAGUACAAUUUCGUACACAAACUUCAACUCCUGAACGAUCAAAUAAUACCAUUCAUUCACAUUCAACACCAAAUGUACUUGAUGCUAAAAAAGCACGAGAUAUCUAUGAUAAAGUUUUUAAACAAUUUGAAAUGGCAAAAAAAGAACUUGAUCGACAACGAUCAAAAGGUCUUAAUCAUAAUCCAGCACGAAUAUCUCAACUUGAAAGUCAAUUACGUCAAUAUGAACACCAAUUAAAUGAUAUUAAACGUCGUUUAGAAUUUAUUGAGCCAAUUAAUGAUCCAACACCAAAUAAAAAUGAUGAACAUUCGAUUAAUCGUUCUAAUACAUUUAUUGAACCAUCAACUACAAAUCGAGCAAAUACUCUACCUCAUGGCAUAAGUGGUCACAAGAAACAGAAUUCAUUACCUGAAUCAGCAGUAUUUCAAGUAAUGACAGGAGGUUCAUCAUCAACUAAUGUUAAUUCUCCAUUACAUCAUAUUAAACGUAAAUUUCAAAGUGGAAAAACUGAGGCAUACGAUCUUGUAAAGAAUUCGGAAUCAUUAAUGAAUAUUUCGGGAGAAGAUUCAUAUAAAUCUCGUGAACCAAAUGAAAUUGACGAUGAUAUUGUUCAUAUUAAUUCAUCAAAUGUUCAAUCAAUAUCAUCAUUUGAUGAUAUUCAACAAUUAAUCAAUACAUCUAAUUGGAUACCAUUAACUAUUUUUCUUAAUUUUUUACUUACUGAUACGCACAGUGAUCCAAGUCAUUUGUUAUUCUAUAUAUUAACUGAAGAAUUACGUACAAGAAAAGCAGAAAAUCGAAGUGAAUUAAUUCGGUGGAUAUUUGAAAUUCAUUCGACAUUUACAAUGAAUGGCAGUCCUUUAUUUAUUGGCCUUCCCCAACCACAAAUCGAAGCUAUUAAUCGAUGGUUAAAUGUUCAUCAACAAGAUACUAAUGAAGAUGUUAAACUUAUAUUUCAUCAAGCAAAAGAUUAUGCAAAAUCUGUUAUAGUCGAUCGAGAGAUUCCUGAUUUUAAUCAUAAACGAACACCCACCCAUAAUGAUUUAAUAUCAAAACAAAAUCAUUUUAUUGAAGAAACUUUACGACCAAUAUUUGAAUAUCAUUAUAAAUCAUCUUCAACUGAUGAUUGGAAUAGUAUAAAAAAUGCACGAAGUCUUGCAUUAUUAUGUUCAUUAGCAACAUAUUUAAAACGUUGUGAUAUUAAAAAAUGUGGAAACAUUCCAUUAGAAAAAAUUCCGAAAUUUCUCGAUAGAGAACAAAAACGUCUAUUAGCAAAAUUACAACGAACAACACCAAUAAAAAAAAUUAAAGAUCAUCAAUUAAAUGAACAUCAAUUUUCAAGUGAAACAUUAUGUCAAGUUUGUUAUAAACCGUUAUGGGGAAUUAAUUAUCAAGGAUAUCUAUGUGGAUAUUGUCAACAAGCCUAUCAUCGUGAAUGUGCAUUAAACAGUGAGAAAUGUUCAAAAGAUCGAGCUAAACUUCGAAAAGUUUCUAAUAAUCGUAAUGCAUCAAGAUCAUAUUCAUUUGAUAAUCUAACGCAAAAUUUCUAUAUCAUAUCGAAUCCAUCUACACCUCAACAACGAGGUUUUAUGCGACGUACAAUGGGUGGGAGUAGUACUCUGUUUAAUGGAAUAAUGAUGGAUUUAAACGGUCCAUCGAGAACUAGAAGUCUAAUUGAAGGACGCGAGGGCAGUGUUCCGAAUGAUACCAAUGAAAAUACACCUGGUUCAACUGAAGGAAUUGAUCCUGAAGGAAAUAUAUCAGCAGUUGAACAAAAUAAAUAUCCAACUGUUGGCCGCUGUUCUAGUGAUCGUCGAGCAGCACCUGAUCGACCAACUGCACCUAAAAAUCGUUCUAGCAGUAAUCCACAAAUGGGUGGAAAUACAAUUGAUGAAAUACUUAGUCAUCGUGCUGAUAGUGAUAUUAUUAAUCAUCAAGACUUAACAAAUCAAACUACAAAUCCUUCAGAUUUACUAACUCAACAAGCAGCCGAUGGUGAUAGUGAUCUUGAAGCCGAUGUAAAUACGUUACCAAAUUUAAGUGAAUUUAUUCCUUCGGAUGUUCUACAAAUUCUAUAUCAAACACGAGAAUGGAAAUUUCAAACAACUAUCAAUGAAUUAAUUCAUACACAACGUACACAUUUAAAAAGUUUAAAAAUUAUGCAAAAAUGUUUUCGUGAACCAAUGUUACGUUCUUCCGGUAUGAGUCCAGUUGAACUUGAUUGUAUAUUUCGAAAUCUUGAUCAACUUAUACAUUUACAUACUCAAUUUAAAUAUGCUCUAUUUCAACAUCGCGAAGAAGCUAAAGAUCAUGUUGUUCGAAAUAUUGGUGAUUUAAUUCUUAAAUUUCUUGAUGGAGAUAAUGGUGAAGAAUUUGCACGUGCAUGUGCAUAUUUUAUUGAAGAUCAAUCUCAAGCUAUAAAAUUAAUCAAAAAGAAAGAACAAUCACCAGAUUUUGCUGCACUUAUGCGGACAUGUGAAGCUAAUCCAUUAUGUCGUCGUUUAACAUUAAAAGAUUAUUUACCAUCUGUAAUGACACGUUUCACCAAAUAUAAAAUGUUAUUUGAAGCAAUGAAAAAAUUCGUUUCAGAAGAUCCAAUUGAAUCAGAAAAAUUAACUAAAUGUAUUGAUUGUUCAGAUUAUAUAUUAAAACGUAUGAAUGAAGCACGUUUAAAAAAAGAACAAGAAGCAUUAUUAAAACAAAUUAAAUCGAAUCUUGAUAUACAAAUACCAAAUGAUCAAAAAUUACAAAAUCUUCAAGAUUGUCUUGAAGUUACAAAUCAUCGUUUACUUUAUUCGGGUACAUUGAAAUUAUUACCAGAUUUAACAUCACAAAAAACUGAAUUUGAAUGUUGUCUGUUUACGGAUAUCUUCGUAUUCUUUCAAAAAAUACCCAUACAACCAUCAGAACAACGUGGUAUUGAAGAAUCCUAUAAAUAUAUUUUAAAAGAACAUCAACGUGAUGCGAAUAGUGGACGAAAUCAAAGAUUACGUGCAUCUGGGAAUGCGACAAAAUAUACAGCAGCACAAAAUUUUAUUCUAUCACCUAUUAUUUCACUUGAAUUUUUAUUGAUAAAGAAAAAAGCAUGCGGAGGUACUCGUUCGUUUUAUGUUAUUGAUACUGAUAAAAAACAAUUAAUUGAAGUCGAAGCUAAUUCAAAAGAUGAUCUUGAAAAAUGGUUAGAAAUGAUUGAAAAAGCUCGAAGACCAUUUGAAAAAGGAAAACAAAUUACAACUUCUUUAGAUGAAAAGCAUACAAAUUCAUCAUCAUCACCAUCAUCGUCUACAAUUCGAUCAACAAUUAUUGAAGAAGAAUCAACUAGUCAAUUGAUUGAAGCCAAUGAAAAAGAAUCAGCAGAAUCGAUAUUAAAUUCAAUUAUACCUAUUGAUAAAGAAUUAAAACGUUUAUUACAUGAAAAACAAAUGCUUCUCUCACGUCUUCUGAACAUUCCUCAAGAAUCAUCUAUCUCUCCUCUACAUUCAAUAAAACCAAAUUCAGCAUUGGAAGCAAUUACAUAUGCAUCUAGUUAUUAUAAUCAAAUGAUGAAAAUAAUUAGUCAAACACACAGUGAAAUAAACAAAAGUAUUGAUGCACAAUCGAUUUCAACAUUAUUAAUACAACUUGGUGAACAGUUAACAUUAGCUUUAAAAUUAUUAAGUCAAAAUACAAAAAAUACAGAUAACGAAAAUACAUUAGUACGAAGAAAUAGUACAUCAUUUACUGUAACUCCAACAAUGAAUGGUGGUCAACCACAAAUAUAUUCUGAUUUAUCUCUCUCAUCUCAAUCACUUGGUUCAGUUAUAAAUCAAUUUCCACCACAAUCAUCAAUAACGGAUUUAGAUGAAGCUGUUAAAUCACCACCAAUAGAACAAUUACAUGUUGAACGUUAUGAUGAAGGAGUAUUUGAUGAUGGUGUUGAAAGUCAAACUGAAGAAGAAGAAAAUAAUAGUGUUGUUAUUGCUGAUAGUGAUGAUGAAGAUGAAGUUGAACAUUUUGAUUCAAACGAUUCUAUUACAACAAACGUUGAUAAUAAUCAACAACAACAACAAUUCAAUGAGAAUUAUUUAGCAGAUACAAAAAAUAAUCAAAAUGGUGAAAAAAAUUCAAGUAAUACUUCAAUAGACAAUCAAACACUUAAUUUAUGUCGGCUAUGA
Adineta steineri is the source of this 5175-nucleotide messenger RNA. Lineage: Eukaryota; Metazoa; Rotifera; Eurotatoria; Adinetida; Adinetidae. The record is from the annotation of a GenBank genome assembly.